Molecule: messenger RNA, 594 nt
Organism: Impatiens glandulifera
Lineage: Eukaryota; Viridiplantae; Streptophyta; Magnoliopsida; Ericales; Balsaminaceae
Product: dirigent protein 5-like
Exons: 1
Coding region: 1-540 (179 amino acids)
Source: RefSeq, a predicted model, not a curated record
AUGGAAGGCAUGGUGAGGAAAACCCUUUUGAUAAUUCUUUGCCUUUUCAUCUCAUCAUCACUCACUUCUUCCCACCCGAAACCAGCCAAACCUUGCAAACGAAUCACACUCUAUUACCAUGACACUAUGUUCAAAGGAAAUAACGUCCAAAACGCAAGUGCUGCUGCCAUCACCAACUCCACGGGCCUCGGCUCCUUCAAGUUUGGAGAGACGGUUGUUUUCGACGACCCCAUGACCGAGGACGGGGAUCUCGCCUCCCCGGCCAUGGCAAGGGCACAAGGGUUCUACUUCUACAACAUGAAGAACACUUACAAUGCUUGGUUCGCUUACAGUCUUGUCUUCAACUCGAGCCAGUACAAGGGGACCAUCAAUGUAAUGGGAGCCGAUAUAAUGGAUGUCGAUAGAAGGGAUCUUUCGGUGGUUGGAGGCACAGGGGAUUUCUUCAUGGCUAGAGGGAUUGUCACUUUCAUAUCGGAUGUAGUGGAGGGUGCUGAUUAUUUUCGGUUGAAGAUGGAUGUUAAGUUGUUCGAAUGCUACUAAAAUAGGUCAAUUUCUAGGUCGAAUAAGACUAUUGAUAAUAAUGCAUUCGUUAUG